Molecule: messenger RNA, 1197 nt
Organism: Penicillium odoratum
Lineage: Eukaryota; Fungi; Ascomycota; Eurotiomycetes; Eurotiales; Aspergillaceae
Product: metallophosphoesterase family protein
Exons: 2
Coding region: 1-1197 (398 amino acids)
Cellular component (GO): cytoplasm
Molecular function (GO): hydrolase activity, acting on ester bonds
Source: RefSeq, a predicted model, not a curated record
AUGGCACGUAUUCUGACUGUCUUUGCCCUUUUUGCCUUGCCUUCUCUUCAGAAGGCAGUUACAAAAAGCUUCUCCCCUCUGAAGUUUGCGAAGAAUGGAACCUUCCAGAUUUCUAUUCUUGAAGAUUUGCACUUCGGAGAGAAUGCAUGGGAUGCGUGGGGCCCUGAGCAGGAUGUCAAUUCUGUCAAGGUGAUCAACGAGGUCUUGGAUAAGGAAUCGCCAGACCUUGUUGUCCUGAAUGGAGAUUUGAUCACCGGAGACAAUGCCUUUCUUCAAAACGCGACCGUCUAUAUCGACGAAAUCGUUGCCCCAUUGGUUGAGCGCGGUCUGACAUGGGCAUCCACUUAUGGAAAUCACGACAGCCAAUACAACCUCUCCCGUGAAGCGAUGCUGGCCCGAGAGCAACGCUACCCCAAUUCCCGAACAAAGCAAAUGGUCUUUGGCAAAGAUUCCGGCGUUUCCAACUACUACAUUCCCGUCUUUGGUGCUGACAACAACGAUUACAUUGGAGCCCCUGCUAUGCUUUUGUGGUUCUUCGAUAGCAGAGGUGGCUAUUACUUCCAAGAGCUUGACGAGUCCGGGAAUCAAAUCGCUCAGCCAAAUUGGGUUGAUACGAGCGUGGUGACUUGGUUCAAGGAAACCAAUACGGCAUUGCGAAAGAAAUAUCACCGCACUAUCCCUUCCCUUGUCUUUGUUCAUAUUCCUACAAACGCGUCGUUAGCCGCGCAGACUGAGGUCGGUAUCAGUGACACCCAUGAGCCGGGCAUCAACGACGAUUACACACUGGCUCAACAAGGAGAGGGCUGGUGUGCAAAUGACACAACAAGUGACUCGUGCGUUUAUGGUGGUCAAGAUGUUCCAUUCAUGGAAGCGCUCGUCAGCACUCCUGGUGUUAUUGGUGUUUUCUCGGGUCACGAUCACGGCGAUACUUGGUGCUACAAGUGGGACAAGUUGCUUCCUGGUAUGUCUGUUCACGGCAAUGGAAUCAAUUUGUGUUUUGGUCAGCACUCCGGAUAUGGCGGAUACGGUAGUUGGAUUCGAGGAUCUCGCCAAGUCCUUGUCACAGAGGCUAUGCUUAGCAGGGGAGAAGCUGAUACAUGGAUCCGGUUGGAGUCCGGUGAUGUUGUGGGUUCUGUUUCGCUCAAUGCGACUUAUGGAGAAGAUACCUAUCCCAUUACCCCCGAUACCCUGACCUAG